AUGAUUGCAUAUGCCAUUUUAGGUUUUUUGUUCUUGUCAACAAUACAUCUUUAUCAUCGAUUAGCAUUAAUUGAUUUACAAACUGGUCCAGCUAUACGCCGUGCUGGAAUAAAUCAUCCAUCAUCUACAUCUACUUCAGAAUUGCAUAAUUUAGAAGCACAAUUAACUCAUUUAACUCAACUUGCUUCAAAAAUGGUUGAAGCACUUGGUCAUUUAACAUCAGAAUUAAAUAGUUUCGUAUUAUAUUCUAAUCCAGAGAAAUUUUCACCAGAUCAAUCAACUAUGAAUACAUGA
This is a messenger RNA of Schistosoma mattheei, 294 nucleotides long. Lineage: Eukaryota; Metazoa; Platyhelminthes; Trematoda; Strigeidida; Schistosomatidae. The record is from the annotation of a GenBank genome assembly.